UUUUCUGGCCACGAGGACACUGUCUUCUCGGUGGCCUUCUCUGCCGAUGGCAAGCAGCUCGUCUCAGGGUCUGAGGAUAAAAGUAUUCGCGUUUGGGACUUGUCAAGCAAAAGCCUUCAAAAGACCAUCAAAAUGCACUUUGGUGCUGUUCGAAGUGUUGCAGUAUCUGCAAAGGACAACACGUUGGCUUCGGGUUCGUUGGAUCAAACGAUCCGUUUGUGGGAGUUGGCUUCGCCCACUUCCCCCUCAAAGACGUUUCUCGCGCAUGCAAACAUCAUGUCGGUUGCCAUCUCGACAGAUGGUCGUUACCUAGCAUCGGGUGCGCAUGACAAUCUCGUCCGGGUAUGGGAUCUUGAGAGUGGUGACCUGGCACUGGAGCUAUCAGGCCAUGACUCUUCCAUCGCAUCCGUGGCUCUGUCACCUGAUGGUCGAUACCUGGCUUCGGGGUCUCUUGACAUGACGAUACGCCUGUGGGAUCUUAAAGGAAACCUUGUCGAAACUCUCGACGACCACAUCGGCUGUGUUCACGCCGUAGCUUUCUCGCCAAACAACUCUCGUCUUGCAUCCGGCUCAUCCGACAAGACAGUCAUCCUCUGGGACACGAGACCUGGCAAACCCAUCAAGCAACUUCUCUGCCUGCGCGGGCACACAGAUUUCGUUUGGUCUGUUGCCUUUACCCACGAUGGUGAGCGUUUGGCAUCUGGCUCUGCGGACAAGACCAUCAUAAUAUGGGAUGUAGCGACCAGCCAGAAGAUACAUGUUCUCCGGGGACACGAGGAUGCUGUGUUUUCUGUGGCUUUCUCACCGUCUGCGUAUAGGCUUGCGUCAGCGUCUAAAGAUAAGAAUGUGCGUAUUUGGGAGGCGGAGGAGGACUGAAUCUUCACGCGUCGAGGGCGUAAGUGUGAGGCUGAGGACGGGUACUGUGUGUGAGGAUGAAACCCGUCGUGUAGCGGACUUGGUGAGGGGGGAUUCUAACCUGACCUGCGGUUCGUGUAGAUAAAGCCUCCCCGUUGU
Messenger RNA from Fusarium vanettenii 77-13-4, 1014 nucleotides. RefSeq lists its product as uncharacterized. The record is from RefSeq and is a predicted model, not a curated record. Bases 133 to 876 code for a protein of 247 amino acids. The transcript has a single exon. NCBI's taxonomy places the organism in Eukaryota, Fungi, Ascomycota, Sordariomycetes, Hypocreales, Nectriaceae. Gene Ontology annotation, molecular function: protein binding.